Stomoxys calcitrans (stable fly) is the source of this 831-nucleotide messenger RNA. RefSeq names its product fibrinogen-like protein 1. The coding region runs from base 17 to 793 and encodes 258 amino acids. The record is from RefSeq and is a predicted model, not a curated record. Lineage: Eukaryota; Metazoa; Arthropoda; Insecta; Diptera; Muscidae. The transcript is spliced from 2 exons.
UUAUCGCAUUCACAUCAUGAAUAUUUUCAAAAAUUUUCUGAUUUUUGCCUUCAUUUAUUUCAAUUCUAUUGAAAGUGCCAACAUUCCAACUGAUGAAUCGAAUUCCUUGGUCAAGGUGGAGUCGUUAAAGCUCAAACUUCAACAGCUGGAGUUGGAUGUCAGAAAACAACUCGUUGCUGGAAAAUUGCAAUGGCAAUUGCAGACAUUUCAAAAGUGGUAUCAGGAUGCUGAGAAAUGCUCUCGUGAUAUUUCCUACAUAUUUGAUGACUGGACAAUUAUACAGAGACGCAUUAAUGCCAAUGAAAAUUUCCAUAGAAAUUGGACGGAUUAUAGCAAUGGCUUUGGUGACAAACAAGGAAGCUAUUUUUUGGGCUUAGAGGAAAUUCACCAGCUGACAAACUCGCAACCUCAAGAGUUAUUGGUGCUUUUGGGCGAUGAUGAAGGAAAAGUGGCCUAUGCCAAAUAUGAAAAUGUUGUAAUAGGAAGUGAGAAGGAGAAAUAUGAGCUUAAGGAAUUGGGUGAAUAUAGCGGAGAUGCUGGCGAUUCACUGUGCUAUCAUGUAGGUAAGCAAUUUUCUACCUUCGAUCAGGAUAACAAUGAUGAAAUGCAACGUUGUGCUAAAGUCUGGGUAGGAGGUUGGUGGUUCGGUGAAUGUUUUGAUAGCAAUCUGAAUGGUAGUAACAUGAAACAUAAAUCGGGCUCUAUCUCCAAUGAAGGCAUAGUUUGGAAACACUGGCAUGGCAUGAACUAUUCUUUGGAAUUCGCUCAAAUGAUGAUAAGGUCUAAGGUAUGAAAACAUGAAUUCAAAAACAUUGCCUUGGAUUGAUUAAA